AUGCUGGGCAUUCCACACCCGAUGGGUCUGGACUUGAGAGCCACGGCUCACGAGGAGGAGGAAUCGCGAGAGGUGACACAAGCGGAGGUGGUGGUAUCGAAGGAUCCAGUCGACACUCCGUCGACAUUGGCGGCGGGAAUAAUGCUGGAGCUGCGCAAGCGGAGUGCGUCCGAGGCCGUUUCCCCCUUCUCCCCUCAAGCGGACGAAGAGGAGGAGGCCACUCCGCCACCAGGCGCAGUCGCGGGAGCAGGGGAGGCCGUGGGGAUUAGCGCGCAUGGUGAUUUCCCCUCGCCCGGGGACCCGCGCGAGGACUCCUCCGCGGGAUCGAGGCGUCCGCCGAAGUUCCGCCUUCCAGGCUCGAAGCUCGAGUCGAUGGAUGAGAACGGCCCCGUCACUCUCACAGCAGUGCCUCGCCGCACACGCACUGUGUUCGUGCUCGCGCACGUCGUUGUCAUGUCUUGUUGUACCAUGUUCCUUUGCACUACGAAGGGCUUCACGUGCCUGAUUGCUUAG
Molecule: messenger RNA, 513 nt
Organism: Closterium sp. NIES-65
Lineage: Eukaryota; Viridiplantae; Streptophyta; Zygnematophyceae; Desmidiales; Closteriaceae
Source: the annotation of a GenBank genome assembly